AUAAUAAUAAACACAAAAAACGCAGUGCUUACCGAUUGCCAAAAUUUUUGGCGACUUGAUCAUUAUAACUUUCCUGAAAAGUAAAUUUUUCAUCAAAUCCCUAUCUGAUCUAGGAGAAUUACGCAAUGGUGUCGAUUGUUCCGUCACGGUUUGCUGGUUUACGAAUAGAAGAUGAUGACGAAGAUUACGUGAAACCUAUUCAGAAGCAGAAAAAUGCGUCUAACCAGAAGACAAAUGGAAGCCAUCCGAAACAGGGUGGUAAUCACCAAGGUCAGCAAAACAACCAAAAGAAAACGAAAAAGCCUAAGAAACCUAUUAACGCAGCUGCACAAUCUGAGCAAUGGAACAAAUGGCAAGAAAAAGACACACAAAUAGUUGACAAUCAUUUCGAAAAAGACUUAGAACAAGCGCUUUUGCUAUCUAAGCUGGAUUUCGAGGCGAACAAAACAAAAUAUGAAAAGUGUGAACAGGAAGCGAAACAAACUUCCAAAUCAAAAAAGUCUCGCACAUUAUCGUUGCAACAAUUCCAGACGAAAGUAGAUAAAGAUACUGUUGAAAAAGAAGUACAAAGGCAGCGGAAAACCGAUGAAAUCGAGUACAAUCGAAAGUUCACCUUCUUUGAACAAAUUGAUCGUGAGACUAAGCAAAUUAUACAGAAGGAGCAGUACAAAGCAUUGGUUGCCAAUCGAGAAUAUGGCGCUGAAGAUUCAAUUUCUGAAGAUACCGACAAAACAGAAGCGCUCCCACAGGAAGUCACCGAACUAGACCUCCUGAAAGCCGAAAAUUCCACUCUCAAAGCUGAGCUGGAGGCGCUGCGGACAAAGUACAAGAAAAUUUACUCAAUUUUAAAAAGUGGCGAAAUGAAAGACAAAACCGAAUUGUUGAUCGAGAUUGAAAGGCUGAAGAAGACUCGGGAGGAUAUGACCACCGAAAUGACGGCACUAUAUGCACAGUUGGAGCAGGAAAAGUCCAAACUGACGUCAACGGGUCACGAAAAAGGCAAGGAAAAAAGCUCCGGGCGGAAGUCGGUCCGGUUCGAUGCUUCGACGGAAGUGCAUAAUGGCAGAGGUGGCGAAUGAACUGAGACUGAUUAUCAAUUGAAAUUAGAAGUGUUCCUUUUUAUCUUAAUUUUUUUAGACCGAGAAACGAAUUUAAUCCAUCGGUAUUACAAAUUUCCAUGAAUUUUAGAAUUAGUAGGAAGUAGUCGACCCUAAGGCAAAUAGAAUAAAAGAAUGCAAUCUCGGAA
Molecule: messenger RNA, 1246 nt
Organism: Armigeres subalbatus
Lineage: Eukaryota; Metazoa; Arthropoda; Insecta; Diptera; Culicidae
Product: G kinase-anchoring protein 1-A-like
Exons: 2
Coding region: 126-1079 (317 amino acids)
Biological process (GO): signal transduction
Cellular component (GO): Golgi apparatus
Source: RefSeq, a predicted model, not a curated record